Messenger RNA from Penicillium nucicola, 996 nucleotides. RefSeq names its product proteasome regulatory particle lid subunit RPN8 (gene rpn8). Gene Ontology annotation, molecular function: metallopeptidase activity; protein binding. Gene Ontology annotation, biological process: proteasome-mediated ubiquitin-dependent protein catabolic process. The record is from RefSeq and is a predicted model, not a curated record. Gene Ontology annotation, cellular component: proteasome regulatory particle; proteasome complex. Lineage: Eukaryota; Fungi; Ascomycota; Eurotiomycetes; Eurotiales; Aspergillaceae. Bases 1 to 996 code for a protein of 331 amino acids. The transcript is spliced from 4 exons.
AUGCCUGCCACGACGGCGGAAACACUAUCCCUCGUCAACCGCUCCGUGACGGUUGCCCCGUUAGUCCUUCUCUCUGUCGCAGAUCACUAUGGACGGACAGCCAAGGGUACCCGGAAACGUGUUGUAGGUGUGCUGCUUGGUGAGAACUCGGGUGACAAUGUUCGGGUAUCAAACAGUUUUGCCGUGCCCUUCGAGGAAGAUGAGAAGGACCCAUCCGUAUGGUUUUUGGACCACAACUUCGUUGAGUCGAUGAGAGAUAUGUUCAAGAAGAUCAACGCUCGUGAGAAGCUAGUCGGCUGGUACCACUCUGGUCCCAAGCUGCGCGCUUCGGAUUUGGAGAUCAAUGAACUGUUCAAGAAAUACACUCCCAACCCUUUGCUGGUCAUUGUUGAUGUGCAACCGAAGGAGGUUGGCGUGCCUACAGAUGCUUACUUUGCCGUGGAUGAGAUCAAGGAUGAUGGCACAACAACCUCCCGGACAUUCGUGCACACCCCAUCGAUAAUUGAAGCCGAAGAAGCAGAGGAGAUCGGCGUAGAGCACCUCCUCCGAGACAUCAGGGACGUUGCAGUGGGCACACUUUCCACUCGUAUCACGUCGCAGCUGCAGUCACUGCAAGGAUUGCAUCUGCGACUACGCGAUAUCGGCCAGUACCUCCAGAAAGUCCUCGACAAGGAACUGCCCGUCAACCACGCCAUCUUGGGCAACCUCCAGGAUGUCUUCAAUCUCCUUCCCAACCUCGAGCUAGCUCGCGCAAUGAGUGUCAAGACCAACGAUCAAUUGAUGGCCAUCUACAUCAGCAGCUUGAUCCGUGCCAUUACCGCCUUCCACGACUUAAUUGAGAACAAGAUUCAGAACCGACAACAGCAGGAGGAGAGUGACUCAAAGCGGGAGCAGGAGAAUGCGGUCAAGGGAGACAAAGACGUUAAGAAGGCCGGUUCGCCAACUGGCGAUCAGAAGGAGGACCAGGAUAGCUCCGACAAGGGCAAGAAGAACUAA